AAGGGAGAUAUGGGAGAAGGUGGUCAAUAGUGCUCUAGGCUUCUUUAUGAUGUCACCUUUCAACAUCACCAGUUUGAACUUACAAUACUUAAGUCCUGGCAAGUCAUAAGUGGGGAAAAUGUCUCUCCCAAGAUUCCAAAGAGUAAACUUUGGGCCAUAUGAUAAUUACAUUCCAGUCAGCGAAUUAAGCAAAAAAUCAUGGAAUCAGCAACACUUUGCCCCGUUAUUUCCCAAACCACAACGGCCAGGAACCAAAAGGAGAUCAAAACCUUCUCAAAUACGGGACAAUACGGUUUCUAUAAUUGAUGAAGAACAAUUAAGAGGAGAUCGUAGACAACCAUUAUGGAUGUACCGUUCUUUAAUGAGAAUUUCUGAGAGACCAUCUGUUUAUUUAGCUGCCAGGAGGCAGCCUCUCAAACCAACUUGUACUGUCGAGGUGGAUUCUAAAGCAGCAGAAAUUGGUAAGAAAGGUGAAGACAAGACAACACAGAAGGACACAACAGAUUCGGAAUCAGAAUUAAAACAAGGAAAAAAAGAUUCAAAGAAAGGCAAGGAUGUAGAGAAAGGAAAAGAAGAAAAGCUAGAUGCAAAGAAAGAUAGCAAAAAAGGUAAAAAGGAUGCAGAGAAGGGCAAAGACUCAGCUACAGAAUCUGAAGAUGAAAAAGGAGGUGCAAAGAAAGAUGACAAAAAAGAUAAAAAGGAUUCAAAGAAAGGCAAAGACUCGGCAACAGAAUCUGAAGAUGAAAAAGUAGGUACAGAGAAAGAUAGCAAAAAAGGUAAAAAGGAUUCAAAGAAGGGCAAGGAUUCAGGCAUAGAAUUACAAGCUGUAAAAGCAGAUGAAAAGAAGGAUGAGGAUGGAAAAAAAGAUGCAAACAAAGGUGAUGAAUCGAAGGAUGCCAAGAAAGAUGCAAAGGAGUUUAAAAAAGGUAAGAAAGAUAAGAAGAAGCCCAGUAGUACAGACAGUGACUCAAAAGAUGAUGUCAAGAAAGAGUCUAAGAAGGACGCCACGAAAGAUGCCAAGAAAGUUGCCAAGAAAGAUACUGAGAAAGAAUCUGCUGAUUCAAAGAAGGAUGAAAAGAAAAAUGCUAAGAAGGAUGCAAAGAAGGAUGCAAAGAAGAAUGCAAAGAAGGAUGAAAAGAAGGAUGCAAAGAAGAAGGGCAAGUAGGCCUUGGAUAAGAAUUUGAACCGAAAGAAUAAUUCAGAAGCAUAUUUGAUGAAACAAUAGUGGUAGUCUGCAGCUGAAUUUGUGAGAAAAAAAGAGGCCUCAAAGAAUUAAAUAAUUUUUAAAAGGUGGUAAAGAAGGAUACAAAGGAGAACUCAGCAGAGAUUUAUAAAAAUAUAUAAGAAAGAUGUUAAGAAAAAUUAAGGGGGGAUCCAUUGAAAGACUUGAAGAAUACAUAUACUUAAAUUCGGGGAUAUGAAGGAUUCAAUGAAUGAUCUCUAGAAAGAUUUAAAGAAUAAUAUUCAGAUAAGGAUGCUGAAGAUAAUGACACUAAAUCUAUGGACACACACACACACACACACACACACACACACAGUUUAAUGAAGGCUUAAAAAAUCCAAGGAGACAGAUGUUGUAUCUAUAGAUUUAAAAUAAUCUCAAGCUGCAUCCACAGAUACGAAGAAAUAUAGGAGCCAUGAAAUGAAGUUAAACACCUUGUAGAAAGCCUACUUUCAAGUAAAUAUAGCAUUCCUUUGGCAAAAAGAAAAAAAAAAGUAAAAGAAAAGAAAAAAAAUAUAUUACCACCCGAUGAGCCUACGUCUUUCUUUCUGAAGUUUAAACAACCACAAUCAUGUUUAUGGUUAUUGGAUGUGCCACUUCCAAUCCAAAAGAAGCACACUUGUCUCGCUCUGUUGCCCUGGCUGGAGUUCAGUGACAUGAUCUCAGGCUUACUACAGCCUCCACCUUCAGGUUCAAGUGAUUCUCCAGCCUCAGCCUCUCUGGUAGCUGGGAUUACAGGACUACCGUGAAGAUGGAUUGGACAUUACACCACACUGGAAAAGUGAAACAUCUCAUUCAGUUGGUGAUCUUCCUGUCAUGAAAGUUGCUUGACAGCUCUAAUUACGAAUUGAACACAUUAAACACCUGGUGAAAUUAUCAAUUAAAAA
Molecule: messenger RNA, 2109 nt
Organism: Gorilla gorilla gorilla (western lowland gorilla)
Lineage: Eukaryota; Metazoa; Chordata; Mammalia; Primates; Hominidae
Gene: CYLC2
Product: cylicin 2
Exons: 8
Coding region: 119-1165 (348 amino acids)
Cellular component (GO): nucleus
Molecular function (GO): structural constituent of cytoskeleton
Source: RefSeq, a predicted model, not a curated record